UCUCAGAAAGAAUUCGGAGCGUCUUCCGGAGUAACAUCAACAACGCUACAUAAAAUGAAGCAAACAAAACAGCAAAAUGGGCCAGACAUACAUGCAUGCCUACGCUAACUUUACUUCGAUAAAUUACUCGCAAUCUUACAACGUAAUAGACGUUGAUAAAGACGAUUGUGCCGUCGCAGAUGAACCUAAAUAUCCAAGUAGCUUCGGAAUAAUGCUGGCCGUCCCGGAAUGGGAGGCAAUUUGUACAGCUAUAGUACUGACACUUAUCAUCAUUUCGACCAUUGUGGGCAACAUCUUAGUGAUACUUAGUGUAUUCACAUAUAAGCCACUUAGAAUUGUCCAAAAUUUCUUCAUAGUAUCGCUCGCUGUAGCUGAUUUAACAGUUGCCAUUUUAGUUCUUCCUCUCAACGUAGCCUAUUCAAUACUUGGACAAUGGGUCUUUGGAAUUUAUAUGUGCAAAAUGUGGCUAACCUGCGAUAUAAUGUGUUGCACUUCCUCUAUAUUGAAUCUUUGCGCGAUAGCUCUGGACAGAUAUUGGGCAAUAACGGACCCAAUAAAUUAUGCACAAAAGAGAACCUUAGAGAGAGUGCUCUUUAUGAUUGGAAUAGUGUGGAUAUUUUCGCUUAUAAUUAGCUCACCACCACUUUUGGGCUGGAACGAUUGGCCUGAAGUUUUUGAACCCGAUACCCCGUGUCGCCUAACAUCGCAACCUGGCUUUGUUAUAUUUUCAUCUUCUGGGUCAUUUUAUAUACCACUAGUAAUAAUGACAGUAGUUUACUUUGAAAUAUACUUAGCAACCAAAAAAAGAUUAAGAGAUAGAGCUAAAGCAACAAAAAUUAGUACAAUAUCGAGCGGACAAAAUAAAUUUGCUUCCAAGGAAAGCGAUGAAAAAGACCAAGAUUCUGUAAGCUCAGAAGCCAACCACAACGAACAUCAAGGUGUGACACGACUCGUGUCAAACAACGAAAAAAAGAAAAAGGCCAAGAAAUCAACGCCAAAAAAGAAACCUAAGUGUAGGUAUUGGAGUAAGGAUGAUAGAUUUAAAAACAAGCUUAUCAUUCCAAUUUUAUCAAAUGACAAUUCAGUUACAGACAUUGCAGAUAAUAUAGAGAAUAGAAAUACCUCUUCGGAGAGUAACUCUAAGGAAACACAUGAAGACGAUUUAGAAGUGAUUGAAACUUCAAUAAAGGUUCAAAAACGUCCAAAACCGAGCCAACAGAAUACUGUGUAUCAAUUUAUAGAAGAGAAACAACGAAUAUCGCUCACGCGCGAACGUCGAGCAGCUCGAACGCUUGGAAUUAUUAUGGGAGUAUUUGUUGUGUGUUGGUUACCAUUCUUCGUUAUUUACCUUGUGAUACCAUUUUGUGCGAGUUGCUGUCUAUCAAACAAGUUUAUAAACUUCAUAACUUGGCUUGGAUAUAUAAACUCUGCUUUGAAUCCUCUAAUUUAUACGAUAUUCAAUAUGGACUUCAGAAGGGCGUUCAAAAAACUAUUGUGCAUAAAACCUUGA
Molecule: messenger RNA, 1510 nt
Organism: Pararge aegeria (speckled wood butterfly)
Lineage: Eukaryota; Metazoa; Arthropoda; Insecta; Lepidoptera; Nymphalidae
Gene: Oct-TyrR
Product: octopamine receptor
Exons: 1
Coding region: 77-1510 (477 amino acids)
Biological process (GO): adenylate cyclase-activating adrenergic receptor signaling pathway
Cellular component (GO): membrane
Molecular function (GO): octopamine receptor activity
Source: RefSeq, a predicted model, not a curated record